AUGGCUGAUGACAUCGUUAUCGACAAGCAGCUCUUCCACGAGCGCCUGGAGAAGUUCGUCACUCAGUGGAAGGCCGACAAGCGAUCUGGCGACCAGCUCUUCAACGGCGCCGCCUCCAUCGCCACCGUCGUUGGAAAGGCGAGCGAUCCCGGCAGCUAUUUGAAGCCCGCUGCUUUUCAACUAUGGCUACUGGGCUACGAGUUUCCCCACACAUUGUUUAUUCUCACACCGGAUCUCCUGCAGAUUGUCACAACGAAGAAGAAAGCGACGUAUCUGGAGCCCCUCAAGGGUGGCAAGGUGGCAGUGGACAUCAUCGUCCGCGGCAAGGAUCCGGAGGAGAACAAGAAGCAGUUUGAGAAAUGCGUCGAGACCAUCAAGAACGCAGGCAAGAAGGUGGCCAUCCUGAAGAAGGACAACGCAACCGGCGGCUUUGCGGAUGAGUGGAAGGCGGCAUUCCAGGCUGCAGACAUCAAGGAAGAGGAUCAGGUCGACCUGGCUCCCAUCCUAUCCAAUGCAGCCCUAUCCGUCAAAGAUGAGAGGGAGCUGCGCCUCAUGCGCGACGCAUCACGAGCCUCUAGCGCCGUUCUCACGAAUUAUUUCGUCGAGGAAAUGUCCGACAUCCUGGACCAGGACAGGAAGAUCACCCACAAAGCGCUCGCCAACAAGGUGUCGGAAAAAAUCGAUGAUACUGGUUUCUUCCAGAAGCAAAAGCUCCCUAAGGGCUUCGACCCCAUGCAGCUCGACUGGUGCCUAGCUCCGACGGUUCAAAGCGGCGGCAACUACGACUUGAAGUUCAACAAUGAGCCCGACGAGAGCAAUCUACAUGCUGGCGUGAUUGUCGCUGCGCUUGGUCUCCGCUAUCAGACGUAUGGUUGCGUUGUCGCUCGCACCUACAUGGUUGAUCCCCAACGAAAAGAACACGAGGCGAAUUACAAAUUGCUGCUCUCCGUACACGAAACUAUCAUAAAGUCGAUCAAGGCCGGGGUAAUCGCUCGCGAUGUUUACAACAGGGCCCUCAAUAUGGUGAAGAGUAAGAAGCCCGAACUGGAGAAACAUUUCCCCAAAAAUGUUGGCUAUGGCAUCGGAACGGAGAACAAGGACGGCACCCUUCUGUUGAGCGGCAAAAACACCCGCACACUCAAGGAUGGUAUGACCCUGGUUGUUAGCACCAGUUUCGCCGACCUAGAGUUCCCUGGUGCGAAGGAUAAGCGGAGCAAGACGUACUCGCUAAUCUUGUGCGACACCGUGCGCGUUGGUGUUAGCGAUGGCGUCGCAUUUACCAAGGACGCCCCGUCCGACUUUGACGAGAUCUCUUUCUUCUUUGGAGAUGAGGACGAGGAGGAGAAGAAGCCCAAGGCGAAGAAGGAAAGACCUGCUAUCGCGAAGACGAACAUAACCGCGACGCGCACACGGCAUGAGCGGGCUACCAAUCAGGAUGCAGAGAAGGAAGAAAUGCGACGGCAACAUCAGAAAGAGUUGCAUGAGAAAAAGCAGCAGCAGGGCCUCGAGACCUACGGUCUGGGUGCGAAAGCGCUCAAUGGCACCGAGGAGAAGAAAUUCAAAAGAUUUGAGUCUUACAAACGCGAUAAUCAGCUGCCAUCCGCUGUGGCCAACUUGGAAAUCCUCGUCGACAAAAAGAACCUCACCGUCAUCCUCCCAAUCAUGGGACGGCCUGUGCCUUUUCACAUUCACACUAUCAAGAACGCUUCUCACACGCCUGAGAAUGACUUCACAUCAUUACGUAUUAACUUCCUCUCCCCUGGUCAGGGCGUUGGCCGCAAAGACGAUCAACCAUUCGAAGAUCCAAACGCCCACUUCAUCCGCAGUUUGACAUUCCGCUCGCACGAUAUCGAACGAAUCGAAAAUAUUACUCGGGAUAUUACCGAGUUGAAGAAGGAGGUGGUUCGACGGGAGCAGGAGAAGAAGCAGAUGGAGGAUGUGGUCGAACAAGAUAAACUCAUACCCUUGAAAAAUAAACGACCCGCUACUUUGGAUUUGGUCUUCAUGCGGCCAGCACUCGAUGGCAAGCGCAUGCCUGGCACCGUCGAGAUCCACCAAAACGGUCUCCGGUAUAUUCACGGCAUGGGCCAAAUCAAGGUCGACAUCCUCUUCAGCAACAUCAAACACCUCUUCUUCCAGCCCUCGCAGCACGAACUCAUUGUUAUCAUUCACGUCCACCUGAAGAACCCCAUCAUGAUCGGCAAGAAGAAGGCAAGGGACGUACAGUUUGUUCGCGAAGCCACAGAGAUGCAGUUCGAUGAGACGGGUAACAGGAAGCGACGCCAUAAAUUUGGUGACGAGGAGGAAUUCGAGCAAGAACAGGAAGAGCGGAGGAGGCGAGCCCAGCUGGACAAAGAAUUCAAGAAUUUCGCCGAGAAGAUUGCUGAUGCCGGCCGGAACGAAAACGUGUCAGUUGAUAUUCCAUACCGUGAGCUGGGCUUCAACGGUGUGCCGUCCCGAUCCUCUGUCCUCAUCCAACCGACCACGGACUGCCUCGUCCAGCUCACCGAGCCACCCUUUACCUGCAUCACUCUUUCGGAAAUCGAGAUUGUGCACCUGGAGCGCGUCCAGUUCGGCCUCCGCAACUUCGACAUGGUCAUUGUCUUCAAGGACUUCAAUCGGCCGCCUGUCCACAUCAACACGAUCCCGGUGGAGUCGCUCGACCCGGUCAAAGACUGGCUCGACAGCGUCGACAUUCCCUUCUCCGAGGGCCCGCUCAACCUCAACUGGGCCACCAUUAUGAAGACGGUGACGUCGGAUCCGCACGCCUUCUUCGCCGAUGGCGGUUGGUCCUUCCUCAACACGGAAUCUGACGAUGAAGAUGAAGAUCAAGAGGAGGAGGAGUCUGCCUUUGAAGUCAGCGAAUCCGAGCUUGAAGAUGCGUCCGAAUCUAGCGAGGAUGACAGCGAUUUCGACGAGAACGCGUCCGACGAGAUGAGCGAUGAGGGAGAUGAAGAGGAGUUGUCUGAAGAGGGAGAGGACUGGGAUGAGCUCGAGAAGAAGGCAGCGAAGAAGGACAGGGAGAGUCACUUGAAUGGGAGUGAUGAUGACAGAAAGGGGAAAAGCGGGAAGAGGAAGAGGUAG
Westerdykella ornata is the source of this 3084-nucleotide messenger RNA. Its product is annotated as FACT complex subunit spt16. The coding region runs from base 1 to 3084 and encodes 1027 amino acids. Lineage: Eukaryota; Fungi; Ascomycota; Dothideomycetes; Pleosporales; Sporormiaceae. Gene Ontology annotation, biological process: positive regulation of transcription elongation by RNA polymerase II; transcription elongation by RNA polymerase II. The record is from RefSeq and is a predicted model, not a curated record. The transcript is spliced from 6 exons. Gene Ontology annotation, cellular component: FACT complex. Gene Ontology annotation, molecular function: nucleosome binding.